CAACGACUGCACAAACGGUGGUGAAAAAUAUGUAACAUACAUGGUGCCGUGCCGUAGUGAACAUCUCUGUAACACUAGCAAUGGCAGAGGCAGUCAGAGAAUCGCAACGGAAGUCUAAAAAGAAGAAAAAAGAAAAAGAUAAACAUUUACCUCCACCAACCCUUGUUGAAGAGAACAAUGAUGAAGGGACUUUUUUAAAAGCUGAUGACAUUCCAAAAGUAGAUGCAGAUAAUGACUCGCAAGAAGGGACGAGCCAACUACCAAUUGAUGGUCAAGAAGGUGCUAUGGGCAUACAUUACUCAAACACUGAAAGAACACAUGAACCUAAUCAGGAGAAGGAUGUUGAUGAAAAGAUUGUAAGAGAUGAAAACAUUAUAGUAGAUAAUGCAACAGAGAAUAAUGAACCUAAUACUGUUGAACAUUCAAAUGAAAUCCCUUCUACAGACACUUCUGCAGAUGUGGAAAAAGAUAGUCAAGGUAAUGUAACUGAAAAUAUUGCAAGUGCUCCCCCUGUGUCUAUAGAAUCUGCUGUUGUUUCAGACAAUUUAACACCCUCUGCUCCACCUGUUAGUGUCGAAAGUGAAAUUGCUUCAGAACAGUCUCAGGUAGGACUUGAGAAUUGUACUUCAAAUCAGAUCGAACUAGACACCACACAUGAAUGUGUGGAGGAUGUCACAUAUUCUGUGGCAGAUAUAAGAGUUCCACUGGCAGAUGUCAGUGAUCCUAUAGCAGAUGUGAGAGAUCCUGUGGCAGAUGUGAGAGAUCCUGUGGCAGAUGUGAGAGAUCCUGUGGCAGACAUGAGAGAUCCUUUGGCAGAUGUUGGAAAUCCAUUAGAUAUCAGAACAAAUGAAGCAACUGCUUCAGAAGUAGUUUCAACUAAUUCUGAGCGGACAGUUAAUGGGGUUAUUACAACCUUGAAGGAUGAAGGUAUCAGGACGCACCAGCGUUUGCAUCCGAAUCUUAUGAGGCAACAGAGCCAAGCAAUGCUGCCAUUCACUGAUGAUGAACUUACAAACUAUUACUUCAAUCCCAUGCUACAGCACCAUGAGUUAUAUGUUGAGAGCUUUGUGAAGCAAACUAAUGUAACCAAUCAUGAAUUGUACGAAUUGUUGCUAAAUUUCUUCAAAUCAAGAUCGAACCUACUGGCCGUCAUUGCCGAUAUUUCCAGUGUCAGAAAAGACUACAAAAACUAUACUUCCGAACUGUGGAUCUCACAAGAAAACCACAUCACUGCAAAUGGUCGGUGUGCUGAUGGCUUUAAAGUGUCGCAGACGGUCACAUACUCCACCGUGGAAUUCAACUACAUGAAACUACACGAGGUUGAGAGAACACUGAAGCUGAUACGUUCAUUUGCACACGACACGCUCUCCCUGUGCCUCUAUACUGCCCAAUUAUCACGGUUACAAAUUGAAUCUUACUUGUAUUUUUUGAUUACAAAGAAUCCAACCUUGGAAAGCAUUAAUAAAUAUUCUCCCAUCACAGCUCACCUGGUUGGAGAAAGCAGCAGAGAAGAUCAGCAACAAAUUGAGCGACUCCGUCAGUGUAUAUCUGUCUUAUUCGCAUUUCAGCGACGUCCAACUCAGGAUCAAGUCUUUAUUGAUGUAACCAGAGAGUGGCUGAAGAGGCUAAUUGCAAUAUUAUUAAGGCUUGCCAGCAUUCCCGACCACCUGUUUAUCCUAAAUCAUCUGCUACGAUGCCCAGCUGGACUUGAUCAAUGGGCCACAAGCUUCUUGCAGGUUUAUCCACCACCACAGGGCUACAUUAGUGGCCCUUUGGGGUCAACAUGGGGUAGCCCCCUACUUGAUCAUUUUGUGGAUAUGCUUGACUACCUGAUGUCCCCUGUCAGGUAUCGAGAAGAAUAUCUAUCUCGACUGCGGGUUGCUAUGACUCCAGACACGAGCAAAGCCUCAGACACAAAUCCUUUUGCCUGGACCAUUGUUGAUGAAGAUGGUGAAGAGGAUGAGGAUGCUGAUAACCAAUGGCUGAUGCUACAUGAGAAUGACCUUGUUGGUUUACUAGCUCAGUUUCCAUUUGACAAAUGCUUCAGACAUGUUCUGGCCAUGGACAGUACAGACGAAGAUGAGUAUGCCAUAGAGCGUGUUGGUAGCCAUCAUGUAGUGAAGUUGAUAGCAUUUGCAACAUGUGUUAUCAACAUUUUGAAGAAAGGUUUGACAACGUUCAACAAAGCACGAUAUCGACAAUUUGUGAAAAGAAUCGGUAGAAUGAUCAGGCAUACCGUGCAAUACGUAUCCGACCAUUGGUUGAAUUACCGUGACUGGCGCAUAUCAUGCGGUGAUGAUGAAGAUGCGAUUCCUAGUCUUGUACCUUAUGAUGCACAAUUCUCGCUGAAACGGCUGCAAUUGGAAAUUGAUCAGUUCUAUUUCCGGGCAACAUCUUGUAUCUUGUCUGCUAAAAGACUUGGCACUUGGCAGUUCAUGUCAGAGAUGCCACACAACAGUAUCUCCUUGCUGAUGAUGUGGAAGUUGUUAUGGUUAUUACAUAGUGACGGUAGUGGUCUUGAACAAGAGGUACCUCAAGGAGCAGGAAUCGAUGCCUACAAGUGGAGACUGUCUGAUCCCGCUAAUCGUGGUGCUUUUGAUGACAAGCUUGGCAAUAUGUCGAUGCAAGAGCUCAUCUAUCUCCUGACAGCAUUCACCAGUAUGGCACGCAGUCGUCCAGCCUCUGAUGUGACUUUCAUCAAUUUUAUCGCUGUUGAGAUAUUUGAGCUUUCCUAUGCUAGAGACCAUACCAAGAAUUUCUGUUGCAAGAUUGGGCGAGAAUUACUAUCAGGCCUGGCAAGCACUCAUCCAUUCAUAAUGUCCACGUUGUUGUGUCAGGUAAAAGACGUUUUCCUGGCAAUUGGGACGUCAUCUUCAGAAGGUCACUUUAAAAAGCAGGGCAUUUUUUUCUUUUACAAGAUGUCCAUGUACCUAUUUAGAGAGCUACCUUUGCAUCUAUGGCAACCAUCAUCAGAUGACAUGGAACUAAUCCGUCAUUGGUUGGUUGACUUUGUACCAAGCAGCGUAGAGAACCAAUUAGCACGCUUAAUUUUGAAUCGAUUAAACUGGGGUUUCAAUGACCAGAGAAAUGCCCUUGUUUUGGAUAUCAAGUUGCAUCGGUACGUUGCUAUCCUCAUCGUCGAUGCCCACUGCAAACACAUAGGCAGCAAAGCAAUGGAAGCAGGUCUAAUCUCUGGUGGUAUAUUAAAGGUGUCACAGAUAGCCACCAAUAUUCGCUCAAUGUUAACAACCGAGCAGUCCUUUGACGUCUGGGCAUGGGAAGUACUAAUGAAGCUACACCUGCACAUCAACGACCAGCCAUGUCAAGCUUUACUUCCAUCAGGCAGCAGAUCUGGUCCCGAAGGCUUUGAAGAGCAUCUGGAUAUCCAUUUAGACCCUGUUUUGUACUUGGUCCAAAAGGGAGUGAAGAACAAUACACCAGUUGCCUGCUAUGUUGCUGUAUCGAUGACUAAGAUAGGACAUGUAGUUGAAGAUUUCAUCACUCAUGGUUUGAAGUACCUACAGGUGUUAAUAGAUGCCAACAAUCAGAAGAUGUGUAUCCCUCUGUUGGGAAUGGUUGUGAAGACAUUCCUUAAGGAAAAUAAGCAAAAAUACUUAGUCACCAAUGAAAAGUUCCUUAACAUCAUCUGGUGCAUAUUGCAAGCAGACACCAACAACUCUAGGAUCACUCAAAGGUUCUUCCAGACCUCAUUCCCAGGAGAAACUACCAAAUGUUUUACAAGCAUGAUUGUGAAACUGCUUCAAGAUUUCAACACCUCAGACCAACAGCCUGAUGUGAUUGUAGCCUUUUGGUUAAAUGUACUAACCUUCAACAGCAACUGGUAUCAGGAUCUGGAUACUCAGUAUGUUCUCAAUGCUCUGCUGCAAGUUGCCUUCAGGGUUAAAGAUGGCAUCAAGGUGGCAACUGAUUUUCUCUUUGCUCUCUACAAGACCUCUGCAGGUAAUUCCAAGAGUCAAGGCCUCCUGUCGUCAGUGCUAAGCUAUGUAACUACCAGUGUACCACAGCCGAGCUUCCUUGAGGCUCAGAGCAGCCAGUACGUCUGGCUAGCCUACACCAUCUUGUUAGCAGAGCAAAAAUUCCUUGCGGAUAUUCAGCUGCACAAAUUUGUUUACCAAGAGCUCUAUAAGGACCAGAAGGUCACCCCAGAGGUUGCACUGAAGAAAGGUGCUAACAAGUUAAAACUAGGAUUUACACCAAUGAUACAGCGGUUACCCAUAUAUAGAUGGGCUUCCCAGGUACUGGAGACCGACACCAACCAUCCAUUACUACCCAUAAUGUGGCAAAGAUUCUUCGGUUUGUAUCUUUUGAGGCUGGCGCCGGAGCCUGGCCUUCCAAGUCGUGGUAGUGUAGGGGAAAAGUUCUUCGCUAGCCUCAUGAACGUUUCUUUGUUGAAGCGAUUAAAGAAACAACUGACGGCUACAGCAGACUAUCACCACUUUUUGAGUAAGCGACGUAGUACAUCAAAUCAAAAUGGGAAUGAUGAAGAUGAAGAUAGUACAUCCCCGGAACUGAGCGAUGAGUAUAAAUCUGAAGCUCAAUUUCAUCAAAAGCUAGUGACGCUGUAUCAAACAUUUGCUUUAUGGAUUGAAGAACCACUCCUGCAUGAUCCACAGCUCUACCUUCCAUCUCUUCCACAGCAAUAUGACGCUGAAAAGCUCAGGCUAGCAUUCAAUGAUGAUGAGCAACCUUGGUUAGAAUUUGUUGACUCCAGCCGAGUUGACUUUGAAAUCUUACAGCAUGUCAAAUUUUGGAUGAAAUUAUCAAGUUCUGACGUGCCGGAUAUUGGCAGUGGGUCAAUUAAUGGCCAAAUUGAAACAGCUACGAGUAGAAUUUUGAGCCACCUUGAAAGUUACGACAAAUCUCAGGGCCCGCCAGAAGUAACGGCGACCACAGCGCCAGUACCUGAAGUGCAACGUGCAAUGCUAUUAUCGGAAAAUGAACUUAUUGCCAACUUACAUCCACAUUUUGUAUUGCUAGUAGAUUAUGCAAGCUGCUUUACCAGAAGAGAAACGCUCCAUGUUAGUUUAGAUUGUACAUAUUUAGAGUUAUCACCAGAAUUGCAGUUUAACCAAACUAUUGAGAGAAGAUUACGUAUUCCGUGUUCCAGUACUUUUAACCCUACACACCGUUGUGACGGACCCGCUGUAGUUACCUUAACAUUUAAAGAGAAAAAAGUAAACACUUCAAUAUUCCGGAAGUUGGAAGAAAACAGAAAUGAGUUUAUGAGUUUGUUAGAGGAAUCGCAAACACCCCCGGCAGAUGAUAUUGUGACAGCAGCUGUCUACAUCGAGAAUACAAUCACUGAUUUGAUAAACUUCAACCGUGCAUCCCAAGGAGAAGAAUAUGAGAAGAGCAAGAAAACAGGCAUUGAUUUAUUCUAUUACUUCGCUAAUCGUACAACUGAAGAUGUUCGGCAUUACCCACCUACGCGUCAGUUCUUCUCCUCUUGUAUUGAAAUAUUAGGGCAGGAAUUCAUAAGGAAUAACCCAGAUCAAGCUAAGCCCUUGCUGCAGCUCAUCAUCAGCAACCUGGUUCUUGCAAAUCUACUGUCACCAAACUUCAGGCCUAGUGCCUGUGCAGAAGACUUUGUUGGCAUGUACGGCGAGGUUGUCAGCGUGACGAUGAAUGCUAGUCAAGAUUUGGCUGUGAUGCUUCUGACAAAAUUUGAUGUCAAGUUCUGGUUAAAUGGGUGUGCACCAGACCGUGACAAGUGUUACCAGAUGGUGGAUAUUGUCGGUGAAGCGCUCUGUCUGUGUAAACAGAAACCCGAGACUCAACUAUUGACCCAGUUUGAGAUGUACAGAACACAUCUGCAGAUCUUGUUAUCGCAUCACUUCCCUGAUAAUUUCAAUAGUGUCUUACAACUUCUUCUCAAAGGUAGCGCAGGAGGAUGUUUGAGUCCUGAUAUCUGGUUUGACUUCCUACACAUCAUUGGAUGUCCUGUCAGCCAUUUGGAUGAGUCGCUGAGCAACAUAGACUUUACACAGGUGGUAGGCCAGACAGCAUCUUCACUUACGUUAGCCCAGGUUCAUGAGACAAUUCAGUGGUUGACCACGUAUUUCAGCAAGAUGCGGAACACAACCCCAGACCUGGCAAAGUUUGGCCUGUACUCCAAAUGGAAACCCUACAUCCAGCCUAUUGCAAAUUUGUUCAGGUUCCUUAUCACAACAUACAUUGUGCAUGAAUCAACUAAGUUACUGGAAACGCAACAAAAUCCUGAACAAGGGAUACAACAACAGUGGUUAGUGAUAUGUGGAUUGUUUGCACCGUGGAUUGACACUGUUCAAGUCCCAUCUCCCUCAGACGCCACAAAAACAAUCUUUCUGCCAGCGUGGGUUGAAGUAGACUGGCCCUCAGGUGUUAUCUUAGUAGCCAUCUUUGCAGAGGCUGUUAGAAGUCUAACCAUACAGUUCCAAGGAUAUUUACCGCCCUCCGGCAAGGAUGCGAUGUCUCUUCUACUGUUCUAUUAUGCGAACUCUUUAGCGAGGAAAGAGGUCACAGUAGAUGCUCUUCAAAUUUACAAUCGACGAUUUGAGAAAUUACCAUGGCAACAGUACCACCCUGAUAUCCAUUGCAUGGAUCUGAUGUUAAAUAUGUAUGAAUCGAAUCCUCCUGAAAGCUUUGUGUUCCUUAGCAAUAUCCUCCCAAUGAUGGACUGGGAAAAAAUUCUCCAGCACUACAUCCAAACGGAGCAUCCAUCUACCGUCACCCGAUUCUGCUCAAACUUCCUGUCUAUCCUCAUCAUGCUUGCUUCUAAUGUUGAGAUCAUGACAAAACCACUUAGCAAGAUUCCAGCAUUUAUCGUAAAAUGUCAGUCGCUAGACUGGCGUUGGCUGGAUGCCCAAUCCUAUGAAGCAGCCACUCAAUGGCAGAUAGAAAACUCUGACCCACGAGAUGUGCUAUGUGCUAGGGGAUCAAUCAAGAACAAUAUUACAGAGACUUCUCGUGUUCAGUAUGGUUUGAGUUUACUGAGGGCCAUUGCCGGUUUUAAUUCUGAGUCAGCCGAUUGGCCAGAGGGACCGUUGAAGCGCCAUUCUUACGUAAAUCUACUCAUCAGUCUGCUUUGUAAGGUGUCCCACAUGAACGGCGUGAACCAAGACAUGUUCGAAACCAUCAUUCACAAUCUGCUCAAUGAUAUUGAAAUUGUCGGCACAGCAGGUGGACUGACGAUGGAUCAAAACCAGGAGUUGAUAUCAUUAGUGACCACUGUACUUAGCUUACUCAACAACUGCAACCCUAUUGGUGGACUGUUGACCGUGGCUCAAGAGAGCAUCCUAAAAUGGGUUGAAGUAACCUCCAGUAGCGUGGUACUACCAUUCAUCACCGCUACUUGCCGGACGUUAGCAUCUAUCGGUGGGAUGUCUAUCCUUGUCGAGGUCUGCGUACGAACUCAUUUCAAAGCAGCUGAUUUGAGUGAAGGAAACAAGUAUGGCUGGGCACCAGUACUUGGAGUGUUGGAAGUGCCGGAGCUAGCUCCACAUGAGUUCCUUGUGGAAUGCCUGAAGCAUAGCUCAUACUUGACGCUGUAUGCAUAUAUCCUACAGAGUUUAUCCAAGUGUCAGAGUCUGGAAGAAGAGACAGCCCUACUCACUCUGCUCAUCAAAUGGAAUAUGGAUUGCAGACCAAGGCAAGACAAUGAAACCAAACUUUUGCUGUGGUGGGGUAAGAUAGUCGACCUGUGUCUACGACAAGUGGAAUUUGGAGCAAAACAUGACAUCAUAGUCCGUACCCUCAACAACUUCAUUCCAGCUAUAGCUGUCUUAGGAGAGAACAAAAAAUCCGGCGGGAUACUUGGAGCAAUCGGCCUUGGAAAGCGGUCAGAAUUGACAAUAAAAUUUCGACUGAUAGCUCGUGCCCUUGCAGCUUACCUAGCAGCUCAAAUCCCUGGUGAUACAGGCCUAAGACUUGAACCCAAUGCACCAGGAGCAAUCUUGCCUGGCAUGAAGCUGUCCUCGCCAACAUCCCCUAAAGGGGCUAGGCCUAGCGCUCUAGCUCUGCAAACAUUCAAGACACUAGAUACUACAGUGGAUAGUAAGGCUUAUGCUUCUAUAAGAGAUACAGCGGUAUUUGCAAGGAAGUUCCUUCAGGACCCAUCACACACGUUAAGAGAUACUAAGGUUCUUCUAGGUCAUCUUGCAGCUGCAUUGUACCCAAAAGAACAGUACCUGGCGGUAGUUAGAACCACCUAGAAACAG
Messenger RNA from Anneissia japonica, 8216 nucleotides. Its product is annotated as ectopic P granules protein 5 homolog. The coding region runs from base 81 to 8210 and encodes 2709 amino acids. Gene Ontology annotation, biological process: autophagosome maturation. Gene Ontology annotation, cellular component: cytoplasm. The transcript has 45 exons. Lineage: Eukaryota; Metazoa; Echinodermata; Crinoidea; Comatulida; Comatulidae. The record is from RefSeq and is a predicted model, not a curated record.